AUGCAUAAUCAUACCAUUUUCUCCGUCCUGUUAAUGCCGUUGGGGGUGGUGAAGGUCAACCCUCACUCUGCCUACCUCAAAACGACGAGGCAAGUCUCUAAACAGUCACCUUCAGCAUCUUCCUUCACCGUUCACAAUUCAACGAGAAUAGAAUUUGUUUAUUCGUCACUAUAUCUGCCUUUGUAUUCCCGUUAUUGCUACUCCAGAAGUGGACUCAGUGGUGUUCUCGUCGUCUUCGAUCCCUGCCAGCACGCCUCACUCAUCAGGGAAUUUUAUUUAAUCAUUCCCCAUAUCUAUCUCCAUUCUCUUCUGAUUGUCCCAUCCGAGGCUUAA
This is a messenger RNA of Monascus purpureus, 333 nucleotides long. Lineage: Eukaryota; Fungi; Ascomycota; Eurotiomycetes; Eurotiales; Aspergillaceae. The record is from the annotation of a GenBank genome assembly.